CGUCCACAACGCUUUUCAGCCCACCAAGCGCCAACGCGGCCUGUGAAUCCAAAUCUGAUCUCACCACGAUAACUACCAGCCCCAGAGCUAUCGUGCGACACUACAUUUAAGUCUGUAUAUGUCGAGUUCGCGGUGCGCCGGGUGGUGUCCCUGCUACCCAGGCCACACCUUUCUCCGUCGUUAAUGGAGGGCGAUCCGCUCGUGAGUCGAGACGCCGCCCACGCACCGCCCGACCCAUCCGACGCCCACGACGAGCCCGCCGCAGCCCACGACGAGCACGCAGCCCGCGAGAGCAGCGCACUCUCGAUAAAAGUAGAAGACCAGGCGUCGGCCGAGAGUGGAAUCGAUGGCGGCCUCACACCGCGCCCGGCCAAGCGCCGCAAGCUCGACGACCUCACGGCGCGUCGCUCCUCAUCGCGCGCCGUGUCGCCGCCGUGGAAGGCCUUCGCAGUCGACGGACCCACGACCAUAUUCGACAACGGCAUCCGGAAAUCGUCGCGUGUGAACAAGGAAGCGCCGCCGCCGCCGCAGCCUGAGCUCCCAAAGCGGAGCACGCGCCAUUCCGCGAAGGGGACACAGACAAACGGGACGCCGAAGAGCAUUGGCAAGCAGCCCGUAUCACGCUCAGUCUCGAGCUCGGGAGCACCCUCUAAAAGCAAACCUGUGCCAGCGGUCGCAAGGAAGGCGUCGGCGCCAUCGCUGCAGUCUCCCUUGCGGAAGUCUGAGCGCCACAGGAAGCCCUCAGCGGCCGCCAUUGCUGCCUCUCCCACCUCGCCUGUGCUCCAAAACGGCUCGCCGGAGAGCCCGCGGAAGCGUCCCGGCCGUCCUCGGAGAGCAACCCAGACUUCAGCAGAUGACGUAAGUGCGUAUGCGCUCAACACGCCCGCAGGCUAUCCACCCAAUGUGUCCGACCGGUACGGUCCCGUCGACGACUCGAGUGCCUUCGGGCCCGCUCCCCGCCUCCGCCUUCGUCUGCGCAAGCUCGAGCCGCCGAGCCGCCACCCUCAGCAUGCCCCGCCCGCUGCGAAAUACCCCUCGUUCACAGACUGGCUGCAACAUGACGAUCCACUCGAGGGAGAGGAGGCGCAGCGCAUAACGAAGGAGAAGGCAGAAGAGGAGGCUGCUCGUCGUCUACAAAUCGUCGAGGCUGCCGAGACCGGCCUGUUGAGCCUGGGCAAGUGCAGCAUAUUCCAGCCCGAACCCGCUGAAGAACCACCGCCUCAGUAUGGCCACUGGGACCACGUCGUCGCGCACGCGCUACACUUCAAUAAGCUGCUCAGAGAUGAGAAGACAUACCAUCGCAGAGUUGCCAAGACGCUCGCGAGGGAGGCGUACGAAUACUGGAAAGAGAAGUACAAGCGGAAGACACAAGAGGAGAUUGACCAGGAAGAGGCAGAGCGUGCAGUGCUCCGCUACAAGCAGCUUGUCAAGGACGUCAAAGACGCAUGGGCGAACGUCAAGCUGGAGAUCGAUAAGGAGCGCGUGGCCAGGUGGGAAGAGGAGCAGCUUCAGCUGGGCCACAAAGCCAUGGAUGACAUGUUCAACCAAGCUCAAGAAAUUCUUGGCCGCAAUAUGAUCGACUCAGCCUCGUCUUUCGUCAGCGAGGACCGCGGGACUGAAGGCGAAGGUGGUGACUUUGAGAGUGGAUCCUCCGACGAUGCCGGCGAAGAGCACGACGAGAACAUGACCUCCAGCUCGGAGAGUGACGAAGGUCACGACGAGGACGAAGACGCCAACCUCACAGCUGAGCAAUUACGGGCCAAAUAUGGACAGCUUCCAGAUCUGCCAGACGCCAGCUCUGGGGACGAAGAGGAAUCGGAAGAAAGUGAAGAGGAAGCGGAGGAUGAGGCUGAUAGUGGCACGCCUGAACCGACACCUGAUCCCGACCUCGAAAUGCACGAGAUACCGGAAAACCCAUUCGCCCAUACAAAUGGGUUUCAUGAGAUCGACGGCGACGUUGAGGAGGAAAAGAAGCCAGACUACAUCGAUCCGGCUACUGUCGAGCUUGAGCAGGUUGACGAAGCGUUGCUGGAUUCCGAGGACGAAGGUGCCAAGGAUUCCGAUUCAGGUAGUGAAGAAUGGUCGAGCGAUGACGAUUUAGAGGCGGAGGAGGAUGAGGGUUCCGGUCCCGGUUCCGGAUCCGGCUCCGAAGAAGACGAUGAUGUCGGCGUAAUGGGAUUUCUGGCACCAAACGAGAUCAAAAAGCUAAAGGACGCUGCGAAGUCCGCGAUAGACAAGGACAAUCCCGCCACAGAUGUACCUCCAGCCGAGCCCGUGAACGGGCAUGCUCCCGAAGAAGCAGAAGAUGUCGGAGAGGAGGAGCCCAAGCUCAACGGCAAUGCUUCUGCAAUGGAGCUUAACGGGACCGAAAUCAACGGAGAUGCCGCAACGAAAUUUCCCACACCGUCUAUCGAGGUAACGGCGUCGGAACCGGCGGAGGACAUAGUGCUUGAGAAGAGUAUAUCCCGCAGUAGAUCACGGCAGACGUCGUCACCUCCGCGAACAGAAAUCCCGUCUCUGCUAAGGGGGACACUUCGCGAAUAUCAACAUGACGGGCUAGAUUGGCUUGCGAAUCUAUUCGACUCUGGCACGAAUGGCAUCCUUGCCGAUGAAAUGGGUCUUGGCAAGACGAUCCAGACCAUAGCUCUCCUGGCCUACAUAGCUGUCUAUCAUGGACAGUGGGGGCCCCACCUCGUGGUCGUGCCCACCAGUGUAAUGCUCAACUGGGAAAUGGAGUUCAAGAAGUGGUGCCCCGGUUUCAAGAUUCUCACCUACUACGGCGACAUCAACGAGCGAAAGAGAAAGCGAAUGGGCUGGCGCACCACGGGGCCGGACAUGUUCAAUGUUGUCAUCACAUCAUACCAGCUUAUUCUCCAAGACGCUGCGGCCUUCAAAAUGCGAGCGUGGCAGUACCUCAUCCUCGAUGAAGCUCACAAUAUCAAGAAUUUUAAGUCUCAGCGCUGGCAGACGAUGCUAAACCUUCGGACUCAGCACAGACUGCUCCUGACAGGCACCCCCCUCCAGAACAACAUCGACGAGCUCUGGUCAUUACUAUACUUCCUUAUGCCGGCUGGCUUCGGGGGAGAAGGGCGAAUUGCUAGUCUUGAAGAGUUUACGAUGGCGCUCAAGAACCCGACGUCCCAGAUUCUUGACCAAGGCCGACAACAACUCGACGCAGAAGCUCAGAAAAUCGUAAGGAAGCUUCACGAGGUUUUGCGACCCUAUCUGCUCCGGAGGCUGAAAGCGGACGUCGAAAAGCAGAUGCCUGCCAAGUAUGAGCACGUCGUCUAUUGCAAGCUUUCAAAGCGUCAACGGCAGCUGUAUGACGGGUUCAUGGGCCGUGCGUCCACCAAGGAAAUUCUCUCCUCCGGCAACUACAUGUCCAUCAUCAACUGCUUAAUGUCCCUCCGCAAGGUCUGCAAUCAUCCGGACUUGUUUGAAACUAGGGCUAUUGUAACCUCAAUGGCCAUGCCAAAGUCAGUUCCUGCGGAGUUUGAGCCCAAAGAUCUGCUCGUCCGGAAGCGGUUAUACGAAGGCAUGGAAGACAAGCAGGUAAAUCUGGAUGCGUUAAAUCUGGUGUUCGCGCACCGAGAACGGACUACCAAGCUACAUGCUCGACGGUCACAGCAGAUACGUGCGACACGUCCUCUCGAAGAUCUCAUCGAGCGUCAUACCCGCCGUUUGAAUAGACCCGUUGAACCCGCGACGUCGCCCAUGCAAUCUGCAUUCUCCGCCAUGGCCCGCCAAGAGCGCGUUGCUGUCCGAGACCAUUUACAGACAUGCCUCAAACUGACCCGAUCACGGACACAAUUCAUGCCUAUCUACGGGAAAGACUUGAUUGACCGCGUGAAAAUGGAUUAUCAAGACUACGCGUUUGGCGCUCGGGAGCCGGAGAAGAUUAUCACCAAACCUCCGGUGCAGCCCCUUCGUCAACCGUUCGCUCCGGGCAUGCAAUAUCCACACACAAAUCCCUUCGCACAAGCGCCAGCGCUCCCGAAGCCUCAGGUAGAGGUUAUAGGGGGCAGAAAAGGCAGACUGGGCUUCCGUUCGCCACACCGCCCUGCAUUGGCGUCUCAAUGGUCCCUGCAGCGGAUAACCUUCUUCGAGUCCAUGGUUCCAACGCUAGAGCAGCGGGCUGAUGCAAUGGAGCCUCUCGUCACGAGAUUCACAUGUGUGACUCCUGCCGUCGCCGCUGAGGAACUAGCUCCUCUUACGUUAUCCAAACGUGGUGUAGCACUGAUUAGGUCGUCCAACAUGGCACACGAGAGGGACCCAUUCCAUCAAUCUCGCAUGUGCCAAUCGAUAGCCUUCCCUGAUAGGCGUCUCUUGCAAUACGACUGCGGCAAACUACAGCGUCUGGCCUUGCUUCUGCGAGAUCUGCAAGCUGGGGGCCACCGCGCUCUCAUUUUCACCCAGAUGACCAAGGUUCUUGAUAUCCUGGAGCAAUUCCUCAACAUCCAUGGACAUCGCUAUCUCCGACUCGAUGGCGCCACAAAGGUCGAACAACGCCAGAUCUUGACCGAUCGCUUCAAUAGUGACCCUCGGAUUCUAUGCUUCAUCCUCUCCUCACGAUCGGGUGGUCUGGGUAUCAAUCUCACGGGUGCCGAUACCGUCAUCUUUUACGAUCUCGACUGGAAUCCUGCCAUGGACAAGCAAUGCCAGGAUCGAUCCCAUCGCAUCGGCCAGACGCGCGACGUGCAUAUCUACAAGUUCGUCUCGGAGUACACCAUCGAAGCCAACAUCCUGCGCAAGAGCAACCAAAAGCGCCUUCUCGACGACGUUAUCAUCCAAAAGGGCGACUUCACCACCGACACCUUCAACCGCGUCACCUGGCGCGACGCCCUAGAUGACGGGACGGGCGUCGAGCUUGGCGACGAAGCUGGCGCUGCCAUGGACCGCGUGCUUGGCGAAAAAGCAGGUCUGCUCGGCGAUGCCACCGUUAUGGGCAGCGUAGAAGACCACGAGGAUCGAAACGCAGCGACAGUAGCACAGAAGGAGAUCGUCGACGAGAUCCACGAUGAUCAGGUCGAUUUCAGCGAGAGCAUCAACGCUACGCCGGCCAAUGCAAUUACACGAGCAGGCAGCGAAGCGGUCGAAGAGGGCGAGCAGAUGCCAGGCGGUAUCAACGGCGAGAGGCUGAGGAGGCAUGUCGACGAAUACAUGCUUGGGUUGUUCAGGGAGGAGUACGGCAAAGAGCCGUAUAGGCCGCCUACCGAUCGGCAGAAGCGGCAUCGCAAGGGGCACGAUGUGCAUCGGACGCACAAGAAGAAGAGGUAUUAAGGCAACUUCUCCUAUGAUUCCAACUUUUUCCUUUGCUCGGGAGAGCACGGCUGUAUUAGUACUAGAAAGGUGCAUGCGUAUGGCGUGGUGUGGGCAUUUGGCUGCAUGGAUAGCAGCUGGGGGAAAAAAGGAGAAGCUGACCUGGUGGCUGUAUGAUUAGUGCGAGGGCGUAAUGAUGCAUUGCCGGCGCGCGCAUGUGGAGAACGGCGUGUUUGGGCUGCCGCAUUGAAGGGCGUUGUGGAAGAAAAUGGAUCUGUUUGAAUUGUGCGAGUCGCUGCUUGG
Messenger RNA from Trematosphaeria pertusa, 5562 nucleotides. Its product is annotated as helicase swr1. The transcript has a single exon. The record is from RefSeq and is a predicted model, not a curated record. The coding region runs from base 184 to 5280 and encodes 1698 amino acids. Gene Ontology annotation, molecular function: histone binding; ATP hydrolysis activity; ATP-dependent chromatin remodeler activity. Gene Ontology annotation, cellular component: Swr1 complex. Lineage: Eukaryota; Fungi; Ascomycota; Dothideomycetes; Pleosporales; Trematosphaeriaceae.